Molecule: messenger RNA, 616 nt
Organism: Musca domestica (house fly)
Lineage: Eukaryota; Metazoa; Arthropoda; Insecta; Diptera; Muscidae
Exons: 3
Coding region: 223-525 (100 amino acids)
Source: RefSeq, a predicted model, not a curated record
CAACAAUUGUUGUGAAUUUUUUUAAUUGUUUAUUGUUUUGUAGGCUCCAGGUAUUAUGGGGAUUACUAAAUUGUGAUGGCUGGGCGAAAGUGUUGGCGGAAAACGAUCCGACCUCCUUUUCCAGCUACUGCCAAUAUAAAACGGCAGCAGAAAUUUUAUUAAUUCAUUGCAAUUUUGUAAAGUCUGCAGUUUGACACAACAAUUAAAAAGGCAGCGGAAAAUAUGUUUUCCAGAUACUUUCUCAUUGGUCUGGGACUCCUGGCAUGUCUGGCAAUGGUUGCAACGCAGGCAACUUAUCUGGGGAAUCGCAGACAUCCCACUCUGCCUGGCCAUUGUUUUUACGAAGAAUACAAUUUGACGAUUAAAGUUAAUCAAACUUCAUAUCCUCGCAAUGUCAACAAUUGCUUCAAGGUUUUUUGCCGCGACGAUUUUGUCCUGAGGCUAAAUCACUGUCCUCGCCGGGCCAAUCCUUGUCGCCGAACUGAUUUAUCCAAACCCUUUCCGCAGUGUUGUGUUUGUAUUUAAUUAGACAAAACUCUGUACUACAAAUAAACAAUGAUCAGCUGUUUCAAGCCAUUUGUCUGCCAUAGUAGAAGAAUACAGGUAGAUGCAGCAG